GUAUCGAGUUGUGCCCAUAAUUUGAGCACAUCGGCAGUUAGAAGAAUUGGACACGCCACCCUGGGAGUCCAAAGUCAUAUUGGUACACUGAAGUGAAACGGAGAGAAAUUGUUCCUUUUCUAUUAUCUGUUUAAGCGGAAUCGUCCUGGCCGAUGGUCGCAGUGCAUCGAGGCUCUCUAAAGUUUGUGUGGUAGACAGAGUGGUACUAGUGAGAGAUUGUUCAGAUCGUUUAGGAUAAUUUGCCGAUUUUUCUGUGAAGUUGUUGCCGCCGGUACCUGGUGCUAUCGAUCCGACCUUCGUUGCGCAGGAUUGAAGGAAGUCAUGGCGACGUGUGUGAGUAGUAGCGUCGCUCUGCAGUCAAUCGAGUUGAACGGCAGUCGAUUAGAAUCUUCACCUUCUCCCAGUUUCUCACCAUUGCCUAAACUCUUUCAAGUACCCAGAUGUUUCAGGGCCAAGGGACUUAAGGUGAGGGAAGAUUGUUGCACACGGAAAGCCAGGUACAUUGUAGUGAGGGCGACGUCGACAGGGGAGGGAGUGUCGUCUCCAUCAUCCAGCUCCACAGAUGUUUUCAAAUCCCUUGAGGCUGUUGUGGUGACUAAGAACGGGGAAGCUGUGAAAGAUGAGCUUGAUAAGCUCAUGGAGCAGGGCCAGACGAAGUUAUGGAGCUCGUCGGCAAACAUCUCGAGGCGCAACACAUUUAUGACAGAGCUCACUAGGUUGGGGAUCAAGAACGCUGAGGAGCUCGCCAUCCCCAGCGUUCGCAAUGACGCGGUGUUCCUCGCUUCUGUGGUUGGAGUGACGAGUGUUAUCGCCGUAGCUGCUGGACAAUUGCCUGGCGAUUGGGGUUUCUUCGUACCGUAUCUCGUGGGCUCUCUCUCUCUUGUGGUGCUCGCUGUCGGGUCAGUGGCUCCCGGUCUAUUCCAAGUGGUGAUUGACAAGUUUUCCUCUACGCAAGGUGAUUACAAAGAGAGGAUUCUUCGCCACGAAGCGGCUCACUUCCUGACCGCGUACAUGGUAGGACUCCCCAUUGUGGACUACAGCUUGGAUCUCGGCAAGGAGCAUGUCAAUCUUCUUAACGAAGCGACUGAGAAAAAAAUCUAUGAGGGUUUGGAUUCAAAUUUGCUCGACAGGUUGGCUGUGGUGUCCAUGGCAGGUUUGGCGGCGGAGGGCUUGAAGUACGACAAGGUGAUGGGGCAGUCAGCUGACCUGUUCUCCUUGCAAAGAUUGCUGAACAGGAGCAAACAACCAUUAAAGAAUGUGGAGCAGCAGAAUUUGACGAGAUGGGCAGUGUACUACGCAGCUUCUCUCAUCAAAAACAAUGCCAAGGCAUAUGAAGCUCUUAUGGAAGCUAUGGCGAAGCAACUCUCAGUUAGUGAGUGCAUCAAAGCUAUAGAGCAAGCUUAGGUGAUGUAAUUCGUUUCUUAAAAAAAUUCUCGUUUCGCUUAUUUAUUCUUUGAUUUUAGAGUAGCAGUUGGGCAAUCUGUACGAGUACCAUGAUAGAAGUCAAUCAGUGGCUCGAUUUUGUAUGUUGUGCGAGAUGAAACUAUUUCCACCAAUUACGUGAGGACGACAAAUAAUUUUGUAUUUUGGAAAUGCUGUCGUCCAUUGUGAAGAUUUGUAUAGGGUAAGGUAAAGAUUGAAGAUUCGUUUGUUGUUAGCAAACAAGAAUUUCAAUAGAUUUUGGUCUAGUAA
This is a messenger RNA of Physcomitrium patens, 1692 nucleotides long. RefSeq lists its product as uncharacterized. Gene Ontology annotation, biological process: proteolysis. The record is from RefSeq and is a predicted model, not a curated record. Gene Ontology annotation, molecular function: ATP-dependent peptidase activity; metalloendopeptidase activity; ATP binding. Lineage: Eukaryota; Viridiplantae; Streptophyta; Bryopsida; Funariales; Funariaceae.